AUGAAAAAAAUCGCCUGUGCCAUACCGCAGAAGAAGGUGUGGGAGGAAUUCAGCAUUGCAAUUGUAGUCGAAGGUGGAUUAGGAGUAUUGGUAGGUGCCUUAGCAGCAGGACUUUCAGCAGGAGAAUCUACUACUCAAUUAGCUGGUGCUAUUGCACAGGCUAAAUCUGCUCUCAGUGUAGUUAAUGGUGUGGCCAGUGUUGCAAGAUAUACAUCUUUAGAAGAAAUAGAACUGCAAGAGUUAGUUCGACAAGUUAGGCAGGAGGAACAGUCUAUUUGCACCACCACGGAAGAAAUAUCAACUACGACAAUUACAGAGGAACCGAACACUUCUAUAAAUGUUGAGGAACCUCCAAAACCGUCCAAUUCUAGACGGCAAGAAGAAACACCUCCUCUACUUAAACGACAAAAAUUUCGUAAUUCACAUACAAUUAUUUAA
Molecule: messenger RNA, 438 nt
Organism: Echinococcus granulosus
Lineage: Eukaryota; Metazoa; Platyhelminthes; Cestoda; Cyclophyllidea; Taeniidae
Exons: 2
Coding region: 1-438 (145 amino acids)
Source: RefSeq, a predicted model, not a curated record